GGGGCCGCGAUGCAUUUCAAAAUUGAUGGAAAAUCUGAAAAGUCCCAUAAUUUUUGAACGUGAUUGUAGGCAAACAAGUUCAAGAUGGAAAACAAAAUUACGAAUUUUUCUUUUGAGCUGAAAUAUUUCAAUUUGAAUGGUUUUCAAUUGCCAAGUACAAACUUUUGCUUAUCCACUGGUUGAGAUAAACGCCUUUCAAACCACCGGCCUCGCAACCAAUAUAAUAUUCCGGAAUUAUUAACCAACCACGUUUGGAAAUUUUUAGCAAUGGCGAAUAAUGAAACAGAGAAUAACAGCAUAGAAAAAACUUUAACUCUUGGAAAUUUAUUCCACCAAGAUCUUCCUCGCGCUAAUUUUCUCCCGAUUUUCCCAAAUUCCUUUAACGAUGCAUUUCGUUUUGUAAAUAAUGGAACAUACCGUAUUUUUUAUAUGCCUGAAUCAUCGGAUAUUUCGAAAGAAUUUCUGAUUCCUCUCCGUAACUGCUGUGUCGCUGGUAACGAGCUGCCCAUCUUAGUGCAUGAAUUACCAAGCGAAUUCCUCUUAGUUCACUGGAGGAAAUGGUGUUAUCUUUUUGUUGAGCCUGUGAUCAAGACAAUCGAUGAGGGGCUACAAGAUGACAAUAUCGUCAUCACGCUGUUUCCACUUGAAGCCAUUUCGAAGCAGAAGCACGCAGUCGAUCCGGAUAUGCACUAUGAUAUCCUGAAAAAAUCUGCAAUCCCUGAAACUGGUGCGCCGCAUCCUAAGUAUUUCAACGAAACUAAUGUUGAAUUUCCAUGUAUGAUCAAGAUUGACCAAAGCCUCAGUGGUUAUGGCAACUAUGUGGUGCAAAACCGUGAAGAAUUUCGGGAGAAGUUGAAAUGGAUCAUGGAAAGAUUUGGCUCCGAUGCUUGCUACGUCGUGUCUGAAUAUAUUCAAGAAGUACAAAGCUCUGUCGACUGUGGCUUCUACGUCACAAAAUCCGGAAACAUCAUAUACAUCGGAGUUCAAUGCGUUGAGAGUAAAGAUUUCAGAUGGCAUGGCGGAUCAAUUGACUGGGACAUGCAGGACAAGUAUAGGGAGAGAGUGUAUGAUAAAUUUGUGGUGCCUGUAGCGAAAUACCUACAUAACAAAGGCUUCUUCGGAAUGGCGGGUAUCGAGAUAAUUACAAGUCCCAAGGGAGAAUAUUUGGUGGACCUGAAUCCUCGUAUAAACGGAAAUACAGCGUACCUCAUCCUUGCAUCAACCAUGGCAAAAUUGGGACUGACAAAGUCCCGAUACGAAGUAUUUGUAACAUUCGAUAUCACAAGUGAGGAAUUGGUUAAGAAAGCGAAUUUUAUCAACGAGAAAAAUCUCAGCAGCAGGAUUAUAAUUAUGGCGGCUGUUGAUGAAGGCGAGAAAUGUCAUGCGGGCUUUUCAGUGUUUUGUGAUAGUGAAGAAACGGUCGAUUCUCUGUAUGCUAAACUCUGCCAAUAAUAAACCACAGACAAGUACAAAAAUGCGCUCUGAUUACGUUAUAUAAGUAAUUAGGUUAUCACAUGGUAGGUGAGGUGAUAUCAGUUUUAUCGCCCGAGGGACAAUAUUACAAAUCAGGAGCGAGCGCAGCGAACAAGAAACAACUGUAAUAUUGUCCUGAAGGCGAUAAAGCUUAUAUAACUGAGCCAAUCAUGUGAUAACCUGCAUGUUUAUCACAUACUUGUGCCUUUAUUCAGUUCUGGCUUUAAAUUUGACACAUAUUCAACAGAAAUAUGGCUUAAAUAAAUCAUUUUGGUAUAGCGGUAGCUUUUAAAUCCUUUUGUCUGAUUUUAAAUGUCUUAUGGAAAUUUUUGAACAGAAUAAAAUUGAUGGCCUCAAUAUGUCUUUCAGUGU
Dendronephthya gigantea is the source of this 1845-nucleotide messenger RNA. RefSeq lists its product as uncharacterized. Gene Ontology annotation, molecular function: metal ion binding; ATP binding. The record is from RefSeq and is a predicted model, not a curated record. The coding region runs from base 268 to 1452 and encodes 394 amino acids. The transcript is spliced from 2 exons. Lineage: Eukaryota; Metazoa; Cnidaria; Anthozoa; Malacalcyonacea; Nephtheidae.